AUGGAGUACCGCCCGCUGGCGAUCGAGGCGCUGCUGCGGGUGCGGCUCGAGAUCUGCGUGCUCGAGUCCUUCGUCUACGAGGCGGUGGUCCCCUUCGUGGAGAAGAAGGGCUUAGGAUGGGUCCUGCCGUUCCGCGAGACGCUUGACACCGUCAUCGCGGGCACCGUCUUCGCCGUCGCGCUGAACUUCAUCUUGUUUGGGACAACGCGGAUCUUAGCCGUGUUGUCCAUAUACCACGAUUUCAUCGUCGGCGCCCCGAGCCGCCUCAUCGGCUUCGCGAUCAUCCCCGACCCUCCGAAGCCGAAGGAGAUGCUGUCUACAGCCAGACCUCCGACACUUCCACUUGACCCUAGAUGUAUACAUACAUCAGUGUGUAGAUUCCCCGAGCAGUGCUUGCACUUAAUUAGGGUUCUGACUUCUGUUCUAAGGAACUGGGCCUGGGUGUCGGUCUGGGCGGCUCCGUGCUCGCCCUCGCCGCCUCGUCGCCGCCCGUCGUCUGGGCCUGGGUGUUGGCUGGUCUGGCGGCUCCGUGUUCGCCGUCGCCGCCCCGUCGCCGCCCGUCGUCUGGGCUUGAGUGUCGGUCAGGCCGCUCCGUGCUCGCCGUCGCCGCCCCGUCGCCGCCUAGAUUGGACACCAUAG
Prorocentrum cordatum is the source of this 639-nucleotide messenger RNA. Lineage: Eukaryota; Dinophyceae; Prorocentrales; Prorocentraceae. The record is from the annotation of a GenBank genome assembly.